AUGUCUGACGGGAGACUGCAGUCUUCGCGGGACGACCGGCGAAGAGAGCGCGACGGAGGCGAUCCCCGCCGCCGCCGCUCACGCUCCCCUGGACACCGACGCGAGCGCCGUGACUUCGCCGAGGUAGACACCUAUUCCUCUAGCAGAGACUACCGAGAGCGUGAGAGGGAGGACAGGUACUCCGGCCGUGGUGGCGGCGGCGGCGGUGACAGGCGUGACAGAGACUGGGACCGCGAGCGUGGGGCCGCCGGCCGCAGAGAUCAUCGGGAUGGAGACCGCAGGCGCGAUGACCGCAGGGACCGCGACCUGUUCGACGACAGGCGCAGAGGGCCGCGCGAUGACAGAGAUCGGCGUGGAGGAGAGGACCGUGUGCGCGAACGCGAUGACAUGCGCCAGAUGGAGCGGCAGGCCAGGAACAAGAGCGCGUCACCCGUCCGCAAGCCCAAGGAGCCCACACCAGACCUCACCGAUGUGGUUCCGAUUACCCAGAGGAAGCGCAGGAUGACGCAGUGGGACAUCAAGCCUCCGGGUUACGAGAAUGUCACCGCAGAGCAAGCCAAACUGUCCGGCAUGUUUACACUCCCCGGCGCACCACGACAACAGCAAAUGGACCCGGCCAAGCUACAGGCCUUCAUGAACCAACCCGGCAACCAAGCCGCCGCCUCCGCCCUCAAGCCUGCCACUGCUCGCCAGUCGAAGCGUCUGUUUGUGCACAAUCUACCCGCCUCCGCGACGGACGAGACUCUCGGCGAUUUCUUCAAUCUCCAACUCAACGGCCUCAAUGUUACCCGCGGUCCAGAUCCAUGCAUCUCCGCCCACGUCAGCCAGGAUCGCUCCUAUGCGCUUCUAGAAUUCAAGACAGCAGAGGACGCCACCAACGCAAUCGCCCUCGACGGCAUCGAAAUGGAGCCCGAAGCAAUGGACACGUCGAACGGCGACGCUAACGGCGCCCCCAAAGGCCUCCAAAUCAAGCGACCAAAAGACUACAUCACACCCGCCGUCACCGACGACAGCGCCACCGAGGGCGGCGUGUUGAACAACAUCGUCCCCGACACGCAAAACAAGCUCUCCAUCACCCGCAUCCCCAUCUUCCUCGCCGAAGACCAAAUCCAAGAACUCCUCCUCUCCUUCGGCGAGCUGAAGAGCUUCGUCCUCGUCAAGGACACCUCGAGCGACCAGAGCCGCGGCAUCGCCUUCUGCGAGUACGCCGACGCCGCCACCUCGACCGACAUCGCGGAGCAGAGUCUGAACGGGAUGGAGCUCGGCGACAGCAAGUUGAAAGUGCAGCGCGCCAGCGUCGGCAUCCAACAGGUGGGCGGCGAAAUGAGCGUCAACGCGAUGAGCAUGAUGGCCGGCACGACCAACAGCGGCGCCGAAGCAGGCCGAGUCCUCUGCCUAAUGAACAUGAUCACCCCCGAAGAAUUGAUGGACGCCGACGAAGCAGACGAAAUCCUCGAAGACGUCAAAGAAGAAUGCAGCAAGUACGGCACGCUGCUCGAGGUCAAAAUGCCGCGCCCCGCAGGCGGCAGCCGCGCCAACGCCGCCGGUAUCGGCAAAAUCUACAUCAAGUACGAGGCUGCUGCGUCGGCGCAGAAGGCGCUCGCCGCGCUGGCGGGCAGGAAGUUUGCGGAUCGCACGGUUGUCGUUACCGUGUUUGGGGAGGAGUACUUUGAUGUGAAUGCUUGGUAA
This is a messenger RNA of Neohortaea acidophila, 1689 nucleotides long. RefSeq lists its product as uncharacterized. Lineage: Eukaryota; Fungi; Ascomycota; Dothideomycetes; Mycosphaerellales; Teratosphaeriaceae. The coding region runs from base 1 to 1689 and encodes 562 amino acids. Gene Ontology annotation, cellular component: nucleus; commitment complex; nuclear speck. The transcript has 2 exons. The record is from RefSeq and is a predicted model, not a curated record. Gene Ontology annotation, molecular function: pre-mRNA 3'-splice site binding; poly-pyrimidine tract binding. Gene Ontology annotation, biological process: mRNA processing.